Molecule: messenger RNA, 1545 nt
Organism: Clonostachys solani
Lineage: Eukaryota; Fungi; Ascomycota; Sordariomycetes; Hypocreales; Bionectriaceae
Source: the annotation of a GenBank genome assembly
AUGGCGGGGGACACUGAGCGCAGCCCCUUGCUGGGCCAGCGUUCCCACUCGCCAUCAACAAACCCUCGACUCGGCGAUGCUGUCCAUGGUCCAAGUCGUGAGGCGAGAGGCCAAAACGUCAUCAUACCGAUGCUUUGCAUCAUCCUGUUUUUCGCAAGCUGGACUAAUGGCUUCACCCAGAUUCCUCUCUUGCGUCUGCUGGAGGACAGAAUCUGUCAUGAAUACUAUGACAUGUCCAUGUCACCUCUCGAGCCAAUCGAUGAGAGUCUUUGCAAGGAAGAAUGGAUCCAGAGCCGCCUGGCCUUCAUUCUGAGCAUCAAUUCUGCCAUCGGAGCCUUGGCAGGUUUUCUUGCAGCAUUUCCCUGGGGUGCUGCGGCCGACCGAGUCGGCCGCAAGCCAAUUCUUACCCUUGCCCUGACUGGAAUGGCCCUCGAGGUUUGUUGGGAUAUCGUCGUCCUCUGGUUUCACCAUUUGCCCAUCAAGCUCAUAUGGCUUGGAGGAAUUUUUAAUAUUGUGGGCGGCGGCAACGCAAUCAUCGUUGGAAUGGUUUUCAGCAUAGCCACUGAUGCGACGACUGAUGAGGACAGGCAAGUUUGCAACAUACCUUCAGAGCCUGACGAAUUCCCACUGACCUCCGUGGCCUUUUUGCGACUCCACGUGGCGGCGAUGGCAGGAUCGUUGCUCUCCCCAACUCUAUGUGCUCUCCUUAUGGAGCGAGCGUCGCCCUGGAUUUGCCAGUGGAUUGGGGUGUCGUUGCUCAUCUUUGGGAGUGUGGCAAUAUACGCUGUUCCCAACCCGCCGAAACCGCCACACUCCCCCUCGCAUGACGCACAAGAAUCAGACUCGGAUGACGAGGAUCCGGUGAACCGGAAGACGACAUCCAAAUUACUAAAGAUGAUAUCUCUUCCAAUACCACCUUCUCUAUUCAUGUUCUUCUUACUCACUUUUCUCUCGAUGCCGGUGGCGUUGGCUACGCAAACAUUCAUGUCCCAGUAUGUCUCGAAACGAUACCACAUCAAGCUGGCAAGUACGGGUUACAUCCAGUCAACAUUUGGCGUUGGGCACAUCAUCCAGGCAUUCGUUAUUCUUCCUUUUUUGUCUCACCUCUUAACAUCAGCAACGACGCCAGCAAUAUUCCGGGUCAAGGACGAGAAACUGAGAGAUGUUGCCUUACUUCGGGGUUCGUUCUUCUUUCUUCUUAUUGGGCUUAUCGUGGUCGGUUUGGCAACGAACCUUGUUGGUUUUAUGUUCGGCCUGGUCGUGUUGGUGCUCGGCUCGGGAUACGCCAGCCUCCUGAAAAGUCUGAUGAGCCUGUAUGCCGACGCCAAGCAUCGAUCCCGGCUCUUCAGUCUCAUCGGCAUGGUGGAAGUACUGGCUCGCGUAUACUCGGAUCCAGCCCUUGCGGGACUCUACUCGUUUGGGCUACGUCAUGGAGGUGGUUGGAUUGGCUUGCCGUAUUUUGGGGUGGCACUGCUCAUCGGAGUUUGUCUUGCAUUGCUUUCCUUCAUAAAACUACCAAAGUCUAAUGAGGCCGUAACGAAUUGA